AGGUGAGAUAUCUGUCCAUCUAGUCUUCUUUCCAUUACAAACGAACCGUCAAUUAGGGUUCAAUCCCAGGCUAGGGUUGAGCACCAACCCGCCCGACUUUCAGUCCUACUCCCAUAUACCUGAUGACCAUUAUCGAAUCGAUCUUACGGAGAUGCACGGCGAUUACGCACGUGAAGCAGCUCCAAGCCCAAAUGAUCACCUCCGGGAUUUUCCAAAACUGCCCCUCUCGAACCAAGCUCGUCGAGCUCUGCGCAGUCUCUCCCGCUGGAAAUCUCGACUAUGCCUGUGACCUUUUUCGUCAGAUCGAAGAACCUGUCACCAACGACUGGAACGCGAUCAUCCGGGACCUCGCCCAAAGCGAGCAACCAAAGCAAGCCAUCGGGUGGUACCUCGCAAUGAUUCGCUGGCCCCACAGACCUGACGCCCUCACGUGCUCCUUCGCCCUCAAGUCCUACGCACGUGUGCUGGCCCUCAUCGAAGGGAAGCAGAUCCACGCCCAGCUCGUCCGUUUCGGCUUCGAAGCCGAUGUCCGGCUCCAGACGACCGUCCUUGAUCUGUAUGCCAAGUGCGGGGAUCUCGACUGCGUGGAGCAGGUGUUCGAUGAAAUGCCGCUGAGAGACGUCACGACGUGGAACGCCUUGGUAACUGGCUUGGCUCAAGGGAGCCGGCCCAGGGACGCAUUGGCUCUCUUCAGCCGCAUGCGGCUUAAAGGGGCUCGGCCUAAUGAGAUCACGGUCAUCGGUGCGCUGUCGGCCUGCUCACAGUUGGGCACAUUGAAGGAGGGUGAAGCCGUCCGUUCCUACAUGUGCGAGGAGGGCUUGGACACGAAUCUACGCGUGUGCAAUGCGCUCAUCGACAUGUAUGCAAAGUGCGGCUCCAUCGACGGGGCGUUGGAUGUGUUCUGUAGCAUGGGCACUAGGAGCCGAGUGACUUGGAACACCAUAAUCAUGGCGCUCGCCAUGCACGGUCGCGGGCCCCAUGCAGUCGAGUUGUUUACCCAGAUACGUCCGACUGGGGUCGAGCCCGAUGCGGUAACUUACCUCGCCGUGCUCUGUGCAUGCAACCAUGCAGGUCUAGUCGAUGACGGGCUUCGCCUAUUCAACGACAUGACAGGGUCUGGUGUGGCCCCAAACAUCAAACACUACGGAUGCAUUGUUGAUCUCCUAGGCCGGGCCGGGCGGCUUGACGAGGCAUACAGUAUCAUAAUAUCAAUGCAUUUGCCGCCCGACAUCGUCCUCUGGCAAAGUCUCCUGGGGGCGUGCAAGACGUAUAAGAACGUCGAGCUAGCGGAGUGUGCCUCGCAGCAAUUGUCUGCAAUGGGGUCAAACAGCGACGGGGAUUACGUGCUCAUGUCGAACGUCUAUGCCGCACACGAGCGGUGGGACGACGUGGGGCGUGUAAGGGAGGCCAUGAAGAGCAACGAUGUGAGAAAAGUCCCGGGCUUCAGCUUCAUCGAAAUGAACGGUGUGAUUCAUAAGUUUGUGAAUGGCGAUCAUGGACACUCCGAUUGGAAGGAGAUUUAUGGCAUGUUGGAUGAGAUCGGAUUCCGGAUAAAGGCAUUUGGGUACUUACCUAGGACGGAUUUCGUGUUACAUGACAUUGGAGAGGAGGAGAAGGAAAAUGCUCUUUUCUACCACAGUGAGAAAUUGGCUGUGGCCUACGGUUUGGUUAGGACGGAAAGUGGGGCCCCGAUUCAGGUGAUCAAGAACCUUAGGAUUUGCGGUGAUUGCCAUGAUGUGAUUAAGUUGGUUUCGAAGAUCUACGAUCGAGAAAUUGUUGUUAGAGAUCGGAGCCGGUUCCACAGGUUUACGGAUGGAUCUUGUUCAUGUGGGGAUUACUGGUGACGGAUUUGGACUAGAUGGAAUUACUCAUGAUUCUGGGCUUUUGGACACUGGCAUUGCCUGGAGAAAGUCAAUCUGGCUUCAGAAAACCUCUGCAUCGGGGAUAGUGGAUUGCUGGGUGAACCGUACACCAUGUAGCUACGUGAUGUCAAGUCUAGAACUGUGCGGGGCCACCGUGAUGUAUGUGCUCUAUCUACAUCGUCCACCCCUUUUGUCUGCUCAUUUUAAGUAGUGGGGAUAGAAUGCCUGUGGUUGAAAACUUAAGGGGCCACCCCCAAAUGUGUUAUUUGUGUUUUCCAUUCAUCCAGGUGUGUGACCUUAUGAAUAGGUUGGAUGACAAAUAAACAUAGCUGCAGGCACUGGGAAAGGUUUCAACGGUGGACAUCAUGAUCCCCAUUUUUUCUUGUGGUGUGGUCCACUGGAACUUUGGAUAUGCUUCAAUUUUUUGGUGCCAAAAAUAAGCUGGCAAAAUGGAUGGAAAGCUUGGAUAAAAUACAACAUGGCGGGCCCAUAGAGUCCCCACAUGGGGUAGCCAUGUGAAUUUAGGGUGGGGUCACGGUGUAUGUUGUUGAUGGAAUGUGGUGGGAUAUGAUUGGGCCAAGUGGCAUAGCUAGCUACCUACUUCAAUUACUUUCACUAAUGUGGGAGAAAUGACUUAAAAAGCAUAAAAUCCAUGCCACUUGUGAUGUACAAGAUCCCUUUUGCGGCCUUGAUCCCAAAAAUCAAGAUGAUUCAACACUUUAGUGGGGCCACCCCAAAAUAUCUAUACCAGAAACCUCCAAAUUCAUGUUGUAUGGUCCACCUGAGUGUUAGAAUACUAUAAUCUUUUGGUAAUGCUUGCAUCCUAACAAGACAUCAGAUGAUAGAAAUGCUGUAAAAUUUUUUGGUAAUGCUUGCAUGUAAUGAAAGAUCAUUUGAAUGGAA
Magnolia sinica is the source of this 2765-nucleotide messenger RNA. RefSeq names its product pentatricopeptide repeat-containing protein At1g34160-like. The record is from RefSeq and is a predicted model, not a curated record. Gene Ontology annotation, biological process: RNA modification. The transcript has a single exon. Gene Ontology annotation, molecular function: zinc ion binding; protein binding; RNA binding. The coding region runs from base 123 to 1844 and encodes 573 amino acids. Lineage: Eukaryota; Viridiplantae; Streptophyta; Magnoliopsida; Magnoliales; Magnoliaceae.